Molecule: messenger RNA, 4044 nt
Organism: Phlebotomus papatasi
Lineage: Eukaryota; Metazoa; Arthropoda; Insecta; Diptera; Psychodidae
Product: terminal nucleotidyltransferase 4A-like
Exons: 6
Coding region: 1-2325 (774 amino acids)
Biological process (GO): RNA 3'-end processing
Cellular component (GO): TRAMP complex; nucleolus
Molecular function (GO): mRNA binding; poly(A) RNA polymerase activity
Source: RefSeq, a predicted model, not a curated record
AUGGAUCCAGCCGUGGCGUGGUUUCAGGAAGAGCAAGACGGACCAGCUAAGCGCAUCUGGCAGCAAAUCUGGGACACAUUUUCCGAAAUGGAUGGCAAUACGGCUGUGAGUACCUUAAUUGAGAGGCAACAGUCUAAAGGGGAGACACCCCAUGAGUCCAAUGGGGGCGCCGGUGGGGGCGGUGGUACUCUCGAGCGUAACUACUAUAAUCCAUCGAGGAGGAAAGCCGGUAGUACACUGGACAACAAAGCCAGUACCUACAAUAUGAACAAAUUCCAUGAGAGGCUCGUGGGAAAACACGGUGGAUGCCCAUGGCGCCCCCAUAAGUUCAUCUACGAACGAGGUGUAGCCGGCCUCCAUCAGGAAAUUGAGCAUUUCUUUUCACACAUGAUUCCCACAAACACCGAACAUGCGCUCAGAGUUUGUGUUGUCUCCAAGAUUGAAUGUGUUGUGCUGAGCCUCUGGCCAACGGCACGUGUUGAGGUGUUUGGAUCAUUCCGGACGGGACUGUAUUUGCCAACAAGUGAUAUUGAUCUCGUUGUAAUUGGGCAGUGGGAUAAAUUGCCACUGAGAACACUGGAGACAGAAUUGACAAAUCGCCGUAUAGCUGAACCGAUGUCACUUCGUGUCUUGGAUAAGGCAUCAGUGCCAAUUAUAAAGUUAACAGAUCGCGAGAGUCAAGUAAAAGUGGAUAUAUCGUUCAAUAUGCAAAGUGGUGUUCAAUCGGCCGAAUUGAUAAAGAGCUACAAACGCAAAUAUCCAGUACUGUCAAAACUUGUGCUUGUCCUCAAGCAAUUCCUCCUGCAGCGUGAUCUCAAUGAAGUGUUCACAGGGGGUAUAUCGUCAUACUCACUGAUACUCAUGUGCAUCAGUUUCCUACAGCUCCAUCCGCGUCAGAAUAUUCGGGAAAAGGCAAAUUUGGGUGUUUUGCUGUUAGAAUUUCUCGAGUUGUAUGGACGAAAGUUCAAUUAUAUGAAGACUGGGAUUAGUAUUAAGAAUGGGGGCCGAUAUAUUCCCAAAGAGGAACUGCAGAAGGAAAUGGUAGAUGGACAUAGGCCCAGUUUACUCUGUAUUGAAGAUCCUCUGACAGCUGGUAAUGACAUUGGCCGAUCUUCAUAUGGUGCUCUUCAGGUGAAACAGGCCUUUGAAUAUGCCUACAUUGUUCUGGCACAGGCUGUCUCACCGCUCAACACUGAACUCAAUGAUUGCUCACGGAAUAGCAUCCUGGGCAGGAUAAUACGGGUGACGGAUGAAGUAGUGGACUAUCGGGAUUGGGUGUUGAAGACCUUUGAGACACGUCUAAUUGUGUCUCAGCCAUCGUCACCGUCGUUGCAGCAGCAACAGCAGAAUUUGGCUAGGAGAAGAGGAAGUACCUCUAGCCUGGAUACAUCGGAAGAGAGUAUGGAUAGCGAUGGUGAUUCCAAUUCAGCCUCACGCGAUGUUUCACCAACUUCCACCACUCAUACGACCACUGAUGGCAAUUUUCAUCAUAUUCCGGUGCCGCAUCAACAGCAGUAUCUGGUGCAGCAGCCAGUGGUGCAGACUUCCACAAAUCCUGCCACCAUUGUCCUUGAGGAUGCCCUUGAGGCAACAUCGGCGAAUCUCAUUGCGAGACAACAAAUUAUCGUACCUGCCCCAUAUCAUCCGCAUGUCCAUCAGCAUCCUCAGAUGCAUUCUCAAAGGACGACACAGCAGCAGACGCAAUCCACCCAAAACAAUGGGAUUAUUAUGGAGGAGAUGCUGAAUGUGAGGAGCAGUGUAUCGCCCAAUCAGCCAAGUAUGCCAGUUGUGCUGCCGGUGACGAUGGUGCAACCAGUGACGUAUCCACAGCAACACUUUCAGCAGCAACUUCACUACAUUAACAGUCGGCUGUCGGCGGGAGGUCGAGGAGGAGAGAUGUCGUCGCAGCAGCAGGGUCAGGGCCAGCCACAGGGGCAGAUGCAGAUUUCGGUUGGCAAUGCUACCAGUGGCCGACAGGUCUCGAAGCCGCGUCGCAACAGCAUCCUUACGCGAGCUGUCGCCGAAGCGGCUGCUUCAACGUCCAUGGCCAAGACUGGAUUCGAAUUUGUUGCAGUCGAGAACGACUCUUCGUCGAGCGGUGGGACGUAUGGCGAUAAAUCCGGUGGCAGUAGCAAUGGGAGCCAGAAGGACAUCCACCACCAGACGCAGAUGAUGCACCACAAAGGUGGAACGGUUCAACGGAAAAAUCCUAAGCGAAAGAAGAUGCCGGGCGAGAAGAAGAAUGAACGUGGCUGUAGCAGUAGUGCCAGCAGCAGCAGCAGUAGCCAUCAGAGUGCCAAGGAGUCACCAAUUGUGAGCCGAUGAUGGAGAUCGCAACACGACGGUGAGCAGAGAAGGGAAAAGAAGGCCGACCAUGAGUAUGAUUUGAUGAUGAAGUGGCCCGGAGAUAAGCACUAUGUGGGAAUUGUCUGAUGCAUGGACCAAUCCUCGACUAAAAUAUCUCCACUUUUUCUGUUUUUGCUGUCGUGCUUGCGAUUACCGGAAGUAUCAAUUUUUUUUUCUUGUUAACUUUAAAAAUACUGCUGCCUUUUUUUCUCCUUGAAAAAAGAAAAAAGAAAAGAAAAGGAAAAACGGAGCAAUAUUAUUGGCACAAAUGGCUGAGAUGAAGAUGCAGGUAUGUGAAAUCUUCUUUAAAACUAAUAUAAUUGAUAAUUUUGGAGGGGGAGGGGGAGAAGAAAUGUGAAAAAAAGAAAACCCAAUUACCAUUGGAAAUGAAUUGAUGGAAGAAAAAGGCUUACGAUGUAAGGACUCCUACUUUUUUUUAUUUGGGACAAGCUUAAGGACUUAGUAAUACCACUGAUUGUAAAUGGGAAAAGUUUCCUUUUUUUUCUUCAGAUGCAAUCGAGUUGUGUGUAAAAGUUAGAAUUAAUUCAUAACUUAUUGAUAUAACUGUGUUCUUAGGAGAUAAAAAAAAAACAAAAAAUGAGAAUGAAAAGUCAGAUUGAACAAAGAGACGAGGGAAUUAUUGUGAAGAGUUUAAAAGAAACGCACGAAAGGGAAUAAUGUAAAGUUUCGUAUUAGAAUUAUCUUUUUUUUAAUAGCUAUAGAAAUCGUAUUUACCAAUAUUUUAUCACAAAUACUUGAAGCUUCCACCAUAAUUCAUCAAAAAAACAAAAAGAAAAACUUACAAUUCACCAAGACAUUUUUCUCAAAGAAUUUUUCAAAUAGUGCGCCAUAGAAUCUUAUUUUUAUUUGCAUAAUUUUUAAGGAUAUAAUAUUUCUUAUUAAAAAAAAAUCAUUUUUUUAUUUUUUACGGGUUCUUACUGAAAAGAAAAUCAAUUAGAGAAAGAUUUUAAAGUGGAGCAUGUCUUGCAAAAAUAAAAGAGAAAUGCAAACUAUAGAAAGCAAAAUAAAAAAAAAGAACAAGACAAUGAAAGCAAAACAAUCAUUUAAUCAAUAAGGUAACAGAGUUAUAGAAUGUUUAAGGAAAAGCCAGAAUUUGAUGAAGGAAAACAAAAACUGAUUUAAUAAUUUUUUUUAGAGAUAUCCGGGAAUCGUGAGAUUUUAAUUUAUCCGCUAAGUGUUGCAUAAUUUUCUAUUUAGAUGGGAAAAAAAUAAUUUUUUUUCUGUACUAAGACUCCAAUAUGAAUUUAGCUAUUUUUUUUUGCUGUAAGUGUUUCUAAAACAAAGUUUUUUUUUCUUUUAAAAUAUCAUGAGUCAUGUGGGAAAUUCUAUUGAAAGACGUGUUGAUUAAAUAUCAAAAGUAUCAAAAGUAAAAGUUCUAAAAAAACAAAAAAAUGAAGAAUGAAAACGCUAAGCAAAUAAAUUUAAAAAUGAGAAAUACAAAAAAAACAUUUUAAAAAGAUAUACUGCAAGGAUAUAAUUAAAAAAAAACAUAGAGUACAGAUGAAAGUAAUAAAAUAAUCAUUAGAUAGUAAUAAAACGAAAGAUAGAAGUUAAUUUUAGAGAUGAAAUGUAAUAUUCAAGUCAUUUUUCAGUACAAAGAAAUAUUUAUUGUAAAAAAAAGGAUUGAAAAAAAGUGUAAAUAAAGAGUCGGAAAACGGCAGUAUUGCCAAAAGAAAA